GGCCUCGCUGUGGGGCCCUGAGGGUAUUGUGGGCUCCGUGCGACGCCCGAAAUCCCACCCGGGAGCCCGAGCUCUGAGCUGAGGGACCCCUCGCAGAGGCGGGCCGGUUCGCUGUGGGGCUCGGCUCGGCCCCUUUAGGAGCACCCCCCCGAGCCGUGAAGCCCCGUGGCAGCCCCAAUAUCACCAGGGGAGAAGGGGAGGGGCAUUACAGACACACACCCUAAUUCCCCGCCAGAAUUACAGCUCGGCCCCCACAGCCGUUAGCACAUUUUGGGGUGCGGUGGGGUGUUUCUGCCCAGGGGGUUAUUUUGGGGACAGGAGGGCUGAAAGUGCUGCACUGUAGCCUAGUUGUCCCGCAGUGCUCGGCCCCCUGCACUCACCAGUGGCACACCACAAAAUUCAGGGCUGGGGCUGCCCUGCCUCAUCCUCCCCGCUCCCCACAUCGCUCCCCUGGCCUCUCUGCACCCCACCAGCUCCCCCCCAUCUCAAUGCCCUGCUGCUUUGGGUGCUCCCAUCCUUUGCCAAACGUACCUGCCCUCCCCACCCACACGGGGCAAUGGUGAAUCCAGUACAAUCAGAGACAGACUUGGGCACCUCCAGCCCCUGUCCCCCCGUGUUUUGGUGCAGAUUUUUACUUCCCAGUGCUCCGGUUUCCCUGCAGUGCCUGAUGUUGCCCAGGCCCCAUCCUGAGAGGCCCCACGAGCACCUCAUGUCCCCGGCUGAGGAGCCGGGGCAGGCCCUCAGCCUCUGUUUUCCACAUCGUGUCUGUAAAAUGGGGAUAAAAGCAUCUUCCCAGCAGGCUUUGUAAUUGCUUGUAAAUCAUUUUUAAUGCCCUGGGCUGAGAGGCGCUAAGUGCAAAUCAUGUAAUUAUUUCAAGCCAAAUCAUAUUUCAUCAAGUUAAAAGAAACUAAUCCUAUCCCUACUUCAAAAACCCACACUUUUAUUGGAUAAGAGCCUAAUUACCAGCCUCUCCCGGGAGCAAAGAGAAAGCACACACUGACAGCGGUGCAAGAGGCGAGCUACAAAUGCCCAGAUCAAUUAAUGGCAAAGAACGCUUUGCCUCCAGAGAAAGCAGCAGUUAUUUACCUUGGAUGAACCAGCACAGCCCCACGCACACCGAUGCAGGGGCGUGCGUGUGCUCACAGGGAGCUGCGUGCGCCCCAAGUCCCACAGGCCCAGUGGAGCACCUGUGCCCCAUCCCAGCUCCAUCCUGCACAGGCUCUGGUACCAUGCUAGCCCCACCGUGUGCCCAGUGGCAGACAUGGGGCAGCCCGGGGCCGUUGCCAGAUCCUGCUCCUUCCUGCUGGGCACAUUUGCUAGCGCCGUCAGGGAGCAGCUCUCGGCCACGUGCGGGAAAGGAGGUGUGAGACGGCGCUCGGCUCCUGCGGCCCUGUGACGUCCCCGUGCCUCGGUGCAAAGCCUCGGGCUGUGGCAAGGCAGCAUUUCCUCACCGCUAAGCGGGACCUGAAGAAAGGAAGGUUUCUGGCUAUGUUCGAACUGUGCUGGGGGUGUGAGCUGAGCUGGUGGCUGGUGCCAUGCUCCAGCUCAGGCUGUUGGUGUAAAACAAACCCCACUGUUCCUCGAGAGCUGCAUGGGGCACAACAGGAACAGUGGCUCUCACAUAGCUCCCAUGCUGCUGGAGCUACUCCAGGAGGUUCAGCAAGGCUUUUCCCCUCGUCCCCCCACUGCCCCCCACCCGCAACCCAUUGCUCCCAGCAUGCAGGUCCCUCACAGCCACAGGACCUUAGCACCCUGUGCCCUAACACAGCCUCCUGUGCCCAUAAUUCACUGACAAGGGAAAAUGUUAUCCUCCCCAGCACAGAGUCGCAGCAAGGCAUCACUCCGGAGCAUGUCCCACUGGCCAUGCCUGGGGAGCAGACGCUGUGUGCCCCCAGGUGCUGCCUCGAUUCAAAGGGAUAAAUAUAAACCUGCCCCUCUGCUGCAAGAGAGGUUUUGCAAGCGUGGAGCAGGGUCCGGCAGUGACUGACAACCACAUAUUGACAGCAACACAGCCACCGAGAGCCCUAGUGACCGCCAAGUGUUUGUUAACAGACACCCCGUCUCCCCACGGCACAGCGCCCCGCUCCCCGUGUCGGGUGUUAGCUGCUGCUGAGGGGGCUCCAGCAGUACAGUACGCUGCGGGGCCGCUGCAAAGGGCACCAGAUGGCAGGGGCCUUAUGCCCGGAACGGGAUUCUGUUGCGCUGAGCUCACCCCUCUUAGGAAAGCAAGUUAUUUUUUGACCCGCUCCUGAACACUGAAGUCUUCUGGGUGAGUGAGCAAAAGCAGCCGUGGUUCGUCAGCCGCUACCACUGCGGGCAGGCAAAGAGCCAGGGAUGGAGGUGAACGCUGCCUCCCCAGGAGGCAAAAGGCCGGAAAAUAAGGAUGAAGAGAAAGUGCAGGAUCCCAACACAGGGGAAGCAGAGACCAAGGCAGAGAUGGGGAACAAAACUUGGGCAGACCUGGCCAGGGAGAUGAAGACCUUCCUGUGGAACCCAGAAGAGAGAACCUGCCUGGGGAGAACAGCCAAGAGCUGGGGCCUGAUCUUACUGUUUUACUUCGUUUUUUACACGUGCCUGGCGGGGAUGUUCGCCUUCUGCAUGUACGUGAUGCUGCUCACCCUGAGCCCCUACACACCCACCUACCGGGACCGCGUGUCUCCGCCAGGAGUGAUGAUCAGGCCGUACCUGAAUGGAUUCACCAUCGCCUUCAACAUCUCCAAGCGCAGCACGUGGCAGCCAUACGUGGACAGCAUGCACCACUUCCUAGCAGCUUAUGAUGACAAGGUUCAAGAGGAGAAGAACAUUGAAUGCAUCUCGGGGCACUACUUCAUCCAAGGGGGCAAUGAGAGCGAAGAGAAGAAGGCCUGCCAGUUCAAGCGCUCGCUGCUGCAGAACUGCUCGGGAAUCGAGGAUCAAACAUUUGGCUACUCCAGAGGCCAGCCCUGCAUCCUGCUGAAGAUGAACCGGAUCAUAGGCUACCGCCCUGGCGCUGGGGUCCCCGUGAGCGUGGACUGCAAAGUGCAGAAAGGCAAUGAGAGUGACCUGAGGUCAGUGGACUUCUACCCUGGGAAUGGCACGUUUGACCUCAUGUAUUAUCCCUACUACGGCAAGAUCACACACGUCAACUACACGUCCCCACUGGUGGCCAUGCACUUCACAGAUGUGAAGAGGAAUUCUUUGGUCCCCAUUCAGUGCAGCCUGCACGGGAAAGGGAUCGUCAAUGACGUUAACAGCGACCGCUUCCUGGGCCGGAUCAUCUUCAUGCUCAGCAUCGGGAAGUAGCCACAGCAAACACAGGGCACUUAGGUUUUGUCAGGCAGAGGCUUUUUCCUUUUUAAAGCAUAAAGGCAGCAUUUUUUUUCCUGCUAGGAAAACAGACACAUGGAAAAUUUUAAUUUAUUUUUGUUUAUAGUUAGGAAACAAAUGAGAUGCAACAGUGUGGAACCACAUCUUUUACCAGCUGACGUAAAUCAUUAUUAGUAAAAGUUAAGUUAUACCCUGGGCAGGGAACCUGCAAGAGCAUUUCAGUUUUUAUUAGAGGAACUCUGGUAUCUGAACACUAUUUUCAUAAGGUCUUUUACAAGUCACCCCUGUGGAAUGCAUUUUCCUGGCUUUAAAUUUCAGUCUUCACCAUAGUUUUAUGUGCAUUUCUCAGGCAAAUGCUAACAAGAUGGUAAUUUAUAAGUACUAUUCUUGUUAAAAUAAUAAACAGCAAAAAAUCUGGAUUAUGCUUGCAGUGACAGCUAAGAAGUGAAAAUGGCAAAUCUCAGGAUGCCUCCUAGGAGCCUCAGCAGCUCAUGCAGCUUGGUCAACGUGUGCCAGGUGCUUGAGCAAAGGCCACAUAGGGCAGCCCUUGAACUUUUCCAGUUGUUCCCAGGCAGACAAGUGCCUUUCUCCCUCCUCCUCACUUCAGUACUUCUCUCGAGUCUGUUGGGCAGGGGACAAAUGAAAGGAGCUCUUUAUUCUCUCCCUGUCACGGCUCACAACUCCUCCUUCCCCUGCUCAGGCCCAGAAGUGCCCGUGAAAAAUAUUCCUCCCUGGGGAAGCCCCCACUCUGCUCCAUCCCCAGCUUCCUCAGGUGGAAGCAGGGCUGCGCUAGCUCAGAGAGACGUUACAAGGCUUAAUCCAUGUUCAUGUCGAUCAAGGUAUUUGCUAUCUUUGUUCCCCAGGGCAAAGCAGUGGUGAUUUCAGCAUCUAUUACAGCCAAACACUUUGUUCCUACAGACACCCAAACUCAAUUUAAAGUAGUUUUGAUUCUUUGGAAAAUGAGAUUUUUUUUUUAUUAUACACCUUCACAAUUAACAUACAGAGAGUAUAUUUAAUCUCUCUUAUCAGCUAUGAGCAGGACAGGACACCUUAGGAUAACGUACUGCUUGGAAAGCACACUUAACUAAAAUUACUUACUGACUGAACAAGAGCAUUGUGGUAUGUUUGUCCUACGUCCUAGUCCAGAUACUUAAUCUGCCAUCAUUUUUUAUCUAUAUAAGUCUCUAAGAAGUCUUUUUUUGUAUUAAAAAUAAAGUGACUACAGUAAAAUUAACUCUAUGGUAUCAUUCUUAAAACACUAAUGUAACAAACGUAAUUUGUAACUUUUGUGGGCUCUGCUGGCCAGCUAGGGACUGGUUUUCAAAGACGAAUGUAAUGUGUGUAAUCCUUGAAUUUUGAGCAUUUGAUUAACUUUCUGAAGAGUUUAGAAGUCCAGUACAGCAAGUCUCACUAAAUGGCAAAUAUCACAAUCAACCCUUUGGCAAAACCUGUUUCUUAAGAACCCUUAAAAAUAUUAAAUACAGGUAUUUUAGGAGUUAAUUUUCCUCAGAUGUGAUUAUCCACAUGAAAUUGAUAGGAGACAGGGCAACGUUAUCAUUUUUUCCUCCACAACUUACCCAAAAGGGCUUGUUCUGAUUAACAGAAAACGGCCUCUGCCCAUGAAGGCACUGCAGUGAUAGUUGCUCUAAUUUUGACAUCAGAACUAAGUUAAAACCACAGAUGUUUCCCAGCCUGCCAACAGCUUUAGGUCUUUUAAAGCACUUCUGUUUCUAUAGGAUCCUGAAAGGAAACAAACCCCACUGUGCUUCAGGCCAAGAAAUGAACAGCUAUCUAGCCAGCAACAGGAUCAAACAUUAUUUAUCCCUUCCAUGCCUGCCUGGUGGAAGGAUACACGAAGCAGCAGGGACUGUCCUUUGGCAGAUGCUGUACCAAUAUACAAUUUUUUUUUUUGUCACCCCAACAGCCAGACCUAGGCAUGUUAAAAAGCCCCUUGGAAAAGCUCUGGGAAAUUGCAUGCGUGUCUACUUACACCAAUGCAAACGUUUACAACCAUCAGAGUUAACUUUAUUUGCCAUACACAUAUUCUGCUUCCAGCAGGUUCAAACUGUCACUCCAAGAUCUGGAGAGCUGUACACACCGUUCUUCAUGCUACAACAACCUUUAAGUGCUGGCUCAAUUUCUGACUUCUAUUGAAGCCCAAAAGAGUCUUUUAUAUACAUAUAUUUUAUAUAUACACACACAUAUAAAAUAUACGUGUGUGUGCAACCAGGAGUUCACCACAUUUUAAUAAAACAACCUAGCACAUGAUGCAAAAAAGUGAUGCAAGAUUGCAACCUGAGCAUGAAACCGUGGCUGGAAUCCACCUGCUGGCAGCAGAGAAGCAAUGCCCCUCAACAAGCAGAUGUUAUGCAGAAGUUGCCAGCCUCAAAAUAAUUCACCGUUCAGCUCUCUGGCAGGGAGAUCAGGUAUUGUGAUAGCAAAGAUACAACAUAAAAGACCACGACAACCAAAACUGAAACCCAGUCUGAGUCAGCAGCAUUAAAUUAUACUCUGUAAAAAAAAAAAAAAAAAAAAAAAAAAAAAAAAAAAAAAAAAAAAAAGCUCAGUUCCAGGACCCAUUGCAGUGCAAAAGUCAGGUAAGUCAGACUCAGGUAGAGCUUAGGUUUGGUCACACUGAGGACAGAAAUAACUGAACACACAGGUAUUUCUCAAUCGGCACUAACUUAUUAGCAAUCUCCCUUCCCGUGAAUAGAUGUGAGCUACUAAACAACGUUCCUGACUGCCUCCUUUGUGGAUGAGUUAUUGAAGGUGCCCUCCCCAUGGCAUAGGUACAGGCUCAGCGCACAGAGACUCAGCACUAAGCAGAUUUACUGAACACCACACUGCAAGCCACCAGCACCUCCCUGCAGACCCGGCAGCUCUCAAACCACGCACAAUAGGAACGGGGUUCACAAGCUGCAAAAGGCUUUUGCCUUGCUGGACCAAAGAGGCUGAAAGUGGCUUCUGUCAUCUAUCAACACGAACCUAGUGAGCGAAGACGAAUUCAACCUCAAAUGACUAGCUUCUGUUUUGAAACAGGUUAGAUACAGAACAAAAGAAGUAACAAAAAAAAGCAACCUCAGAUAUUUUUUCCUUCAGAAGCCACUUUCUUUAGUGUAUGUGUGUAUAUAAUAUAUACACACAUAUAUACACACAUAUAUAUUUGAAGUUUCUGCUUUAUGGUCAGCAUUUCUCAUACUAUAAAGUUUGUGCCCUUACCCUGCUAAACAUUUCUGAGUGUGUAAUAACUAGGAGGUUAAAGCCAGAUUAAUCCUAUAAACACAUUCCUAGACCACAGCUUUUCAGUGAUCGCCUACUAACCCAUGCAAGCUUUCCAAUGGAGCUGCAGGAAUCUCUGAACAAGCUGUGCUCUCAGUCAGCGCUCAGAACAGCCAAGCCUCGUAUGGAGCAGGGCUGAAAGGCUGCAAGGUUUCUCCUCUGUGCACAGAAUCGAAACUGAGACAAGCUGCUGCCAGUGAAGCACCAUCCUCCCGUCCUCAUUUCACAACUGGGCUCAGAACAAGAAGAAAAACACAAAUUAAAAACAUUAGCUUUAGCAGACUGCUGACUUCUCUGAGUAGUGGAAAUUCACCAAAACUUAUCUUAGUGAGCACAGACAUGCUAAUGCAAAGCCGUUGCACACACGUUAGCAACCAACUUCUUCAUACUGGCGUUAUACACGUGGAUUUACCAGAAGAAUAAGCUGUUCUCGUAUUAGGUUGAUUUACUAGUGAGGCCAAGUACUACCUUUACAUUCAGAAGGAACAGGAAAUUCAGACUGGUUCACAAGAAAAAGCUGCAAAGCAAUGAGAAAAGACAACAGCCAUAAGCCAAGCUCUAACUUGAAGUCUGU
Molecule: messenger RNA, 7159 nt
Organism: Cygnus olor (mute swan)
Lineage: Eukaryota; Metazoa; Chordata; Aves; Anseriformes; Anatidae
Gene: ATP1B4
Product: ATPase Na+/K+ transporting family member beta 4
Exons: 9
Coding region: 2335-3282 (315 amino acids)
Biological process (GO): potassium ion transport; regulation of DNA-templated transcription; sodium ion transport
Cellular component (GO): sodium:potassium-exchanging ATPase complex; nuclear inner membrane
Source: RefSeq, a predicted model, not a curated record